Trypanosoma brucei brucei TREU927 is the source of this 954-nucleotide messenger RNA. RefSeq names its product mitochondrial carrier protein, putative. Bases 1 to 954 code for a protein of 317 amino acids. The transcript has a single exon. The record is from RefSeq and is a predicted model, not a curated record. Gene Ontology annotation, molecular function: phosphate transmembrane transporter activity. Gene Ontology annotation, cellular component: mitochondrial inner membrane. NCBI's taxonomy places the organism in Eukaryota, Euglenozoa, Kinetoplastea, Trypanosomatida, Trypanosomatidae. Gene Ontology annotation, biological process: mitochondrial phosphate ion transmembrane transport.
AUGAGCGCAAAGAACAAAACUUGGGACGCACGUUACGCCAACCCCGACAUCCCUCACAACAACAGCUACUAUCUGAAAUGCAUAGGUGGGGGCGUCCUCUCCUGUGGCCUAACGCACACCGCCGUAUGUCCCCUCGAUGUUGUGAAAUGUAAUAUGCAAGUGAACCCGGAGAAGUUCAGGGGUAUUGGAAGCGGCUUUAAGGUGCUGGCCGCGGAGGAUGGUUUCGGUGCUAAAGGUAUUUGGAAGGGUUGGUUGCCUACCCUCAUUGGUUACUCAAUGCAAGGUGCUUGCAAAUUUGGUCUCUAUGAAGUGUUCAAAGAUUUCUACGCCAACCUCGCCGGUCAGAAGGCUGCCAAGGAGUAUGAAGGACUUAUUUGGUUGGCAGGUUCUGCAAGUGCCGAAUUCUUUGCUGACGUGGCGCUAUGCCCGAUGGAAAUGGUGAAAGUGAAGGUGCAAACUUCCCCAAGUGGAACCUUCCCGACAUCCCUUGGAGCUGCAGUUGCCACCAUGCGGGCGGACCCAGCUGCUGGAUUCCCUUUCAAGUCUCUUGUGCCCCUGUGGUCCCGUCAGAUUCCCUACACAAUGGCGAAGUUUUUCUUUUUUGAGAAGGUGGUGCGGUUUUUUUACAGCAACGUCUUCACAAAACCCAAGGAGGAGUACAGCAAGGGUACGCAGCUCAGCAUAACUUUUGCUUCUGGCUACAUUGCGGGUAUUGUUUGUGCCAUUGUCUCACAUCCAGCCGAUAUGCUCGUGUCUGCCCGCGGUAAAGCCUCUAAUGUGGGAAAGUCGUACGGCCAAAUCGCCAAUGAAAUUGGUUAUGGAAACCUCUGCACGAAAGGGCUGAUGGCACGUAUUAUAAUGAUCGGCACGCUGACAGGUUUGCAGUGGUGGAUUUACGACACAUACAAAAGUACACUUGGUCUUGGCACAAGUGGUGGUUCCGGAAAGAAGUAA